Molecule: messenger RNA, 3220 nt
Organism: Hyla sarda
Lineage: Eukaryota; Metazoa; Chordata; Amphibia; Anura; Hylidae
Gene: ASCC2
Product: activating signal cointegrator 1 complex subunit 2
Exons: 19
Coding region: 72-2516 (814 amino acids)
Biological process (GO): regulation of DNA-templated transcription
Molecular function (GO): ubiquitin binding
Source: RefSeq, a predicted model, not a curated record
AAGGCAAAGAGUGGUAGAUGAGGGAGAAGUAAUAGAAGUGGAACAUGCCAUUGUCACACAGGACAUAAAGCAUGCCUAUGUACAGCCUGGCAUUGUCAACAAGAGCUGACUUGCACAGAAAAGAAGUGACAUUUCCCUUUUUUUGCAUGCUUUCCACCUCCCAAAGACAACAAAAACAUGGUUUUCAGAGGAGAGACUCUGCUAUGCCCGGAUACUGCACUGUGACCCUCCAAGGAGGAAGUUCUGCAGGAGACGAUGUCUUAAAUACAACACAUUUCAGGAGGUGUCCCCCUUUUACAAGUGAAAGACAGAGCAUGCCAAGCCUACCACUGGAUGAGCUACAAGUUACCCUGAAGGAUCCAGGGACUGGGAAGCUACGUACAUUGCCUGCUCUGCAUCCAAGCCGCAUUAUUGCCCGACACUUUAUAGUGUAUACUCCUCCGCCAGAGUCCUGUGCCUCGGCUCUCCUAGAGGAAUUCUUGGAAAGGGUGGACUUUAUCCUGAAGGAUCUAAAGUGGCUUCUAGCACUGCCUUAUGAUCUUUUCUGGUGUCAGGUAAUAUAUGAUGAGUCGCUGCAAAAAUGUUUGGAUUCUUUUCUGAGCUGUGCACCCCGUCGAUAUGAUCGCCAUAUCCCUUUUCCAGCUGCUGUGCAGCAUGUACAAGAGGAACUCCAUCGCCAUGUUUUUCUCACAUUCCUGAGGAUGUCUACACACAAAGAGUCCAAGUAUCACCACAUGACUCCAUCAGUGUUUGGGGAAAUUUUGUACAACAAUUACCUUUUUGACAUUCCAAAACUUCUGGAUAUAUGUGUCCUCUUUGGGAAAGGGAAUUCUACCCUCUUGCAGAAGAUGAUUGGUAAUAUUUUUCAGCAACAACCCAGCUAUUACCAGGAUCUGGAUGAGAGUGUGCCUACAUUACUACAAGUUUUCAGCUCAAUUAUGAGUGUUUGUGGGGUUCAACAGAAGGAUGGUAAAGAACCCCUGAAGCUGGAAGGACAGAAACUGACAACACCCCUGGAUAUGCCAGAGCAGGAGCUGCAGGAUGCAGUUAUUUACCUCUGCGACACCUCUAGCACAAUUUGGGCUUUUCUUGAAAAUUUUCCAGUAGCUUCUGAAACUCUCCAAAAACACAACUUUCUCAGCAGCAUGAGCUCUUUUUAUGAACUGUGCUGCACAGAGAUUGAAUCUGCAAUAAUAAAAAGGACAUUUCAGGAGAAGAGCAUUCAGCUCGAUCUGUGGAGGAGACUGUCUCACUCCCGGAAGAAGUUAUUAGAAAUCUCUCAUAUCAUCAUCAGCAAUACAUGUCUACAGCCUAUCCUUGAGCACAGAGCAGAAAACAUUCAACCCUAUGUGGAAGAAUUCUUACAAAUAUUAACAAAUCUACUUCCAGAGAGAAGGUUUUUGUGUGACUAUGAUGAGCUGUUUCCAGUAGCGGAUGACAUCAACUUGCUACAACAAGUCUCCCCUUCUCUUGAUGAAACGCGUACCAGGUAUUUGUUAAAUGGUGUCCAGAGUGCAUGGACAGAAGUCCGUAGACCCAAGGCGCAUUCUGUACCACCACCUCGGACUACUCCUGACAGAAGCAUAGAAGGGGCAUGUGCCAGCAGUGAACAGAACUCCCAUUACCCUGAAGAACCUGAAUGCGCAGGUGCUACCGCUGUUCCACUUGUUAGCAGUGUUGAGCGGGACUCUUUAGUAUCACAGGUGAAAGAUCUGCUUCCUGACUUGGGUGAAGGUUUUAUCUUAAGAUGUCUUGAAGAAUAUGGGCACAAUCCUGAAAGUGUUAUCAACCACCUGCUGGAGGAAAACUUGUCGCCAUGUCUGCAAAAACUAGACCGUUCCAUGCCUAGGCAGGUACAGGUAGAUCCCUGUCCCCUUGUCACCUCGCGGUCAAAUAUUUUUGCAGAUGACGAAUUUGAUGUUUUCAGCAGAGAUGUUGUGGACACUUCAAGGAUCUGGAAAGGAAGAAGGAAACAAGAACCAGCAUCACAGAUACUAUCAGAUAAGAGCGUUAUAUAUGCACAGAAAGAGCGCUAUGCUGCCUAUAGCAUGGUCUCUGAAGAACACACUGCAGAUGGUGACUAUGAUGAUGAGUAUGAUGAUACAUAUGAUGGGAACCAGGUUGGAGCAAAUGAUGCAGACUCUGAUGAUGAGCUUAUUAGCCGCAGGCCCUUUACUAUUCCUCGAGUGCUCAUGUCUCAAAGACGAGAAGAGGGAGAAGAGGAGUUUGAAGAGGAAGACACCAAAGAGGAAACUGUCAGGCCUGAUCACUUUGUGCAAGACCCUGCAGUACUGAGAGAACGGGCUGAAGCAAGAAGAGCAAGUUAUUUGGCAAGAAAAGGCAUUCGACAUGACAACAGCUCAGCUGUAGGUGGAACAGCUCGGGGCCAGGGACAGAGUCGGGAAACAGUACAAGAGCGCCGAAAGAAAGAAGCAAACAAAGGAAUCCGAGCAAAUCACAACCGCAGGGUCAUGGCAGAUCGAAAGAGGAACAAAGGAAUGAUACCACCAUUAUAGUGGCGUUGUUUUUUUUAUAUAUAAUAUAUAUAGGAGCUGCUUCUUAGUGACUAAAGGCUGUUUCCUGUUGAGCAAUAAAUCGUUCAUAUUUUGCACAAAGAAACCUUUUUGAAAGGCUUUAUUUUGAAUUUCUAGUGCUCUUCUAAUGUUUCUGUUUUUUUUUUGUCUCUGCCAGUGCUAAGCGCCCAGUGCUUGUUGAGAAAUUGAUCACACAGGAAACAGUACUGGUUGUGAGAGAAUAGCCAUCUUAUAGUUAGUUAGAUAGAUAGUAGAGAACUUCAGGUGUCCAUCAAUUCAAAAGCAUGGAACACUUCUCAGAUUAUAACCCAUUUGCUUUUGGUGCUCUGUUCCCCAAGUGGACCAAAACAAACAGGACAAGCAAGGCUGCUUAAAAAAGUUAGAUUGUAUGCAUAUAUAUGUGUUACAGGUUGUCAGGGACAAAAAAAAAAGUAGGGGGAAAACUGCAAAUUGCACCAAUCUGCAGAUGAAAGCUCAAAAAAAUUUUAUUUUAUUUUUGUAAAUUUUGAAAAUUGCAUACAUAAUUCCUCAAUAUUUUGGGUCAAAGCAUUGUUGUAUUCUGUAGGCAUUUUGAACUGUUAACACUGCUGAACUCUGUUGUUUACACCAACAAAAUGCUAUUUUUUUCUCCAUGGUCAUGACAUUACCACCGGAGAGAGUAAUAGAAUAAAAGGAUGUACCCUCCU